This is a messenger RNA of Mytilus californianus (California mussel), 4517 nucleotides long. RefSeq lists its product as uncharacterized. Bases 2724 to 4394 code for a protein of 556 amino acids. NCBI's taxonomy places the organism in Eukaryota, Metazoa, Mollusca, Bivalvia, Mytilida, Mytilidae. The record is from RefSeq and is a predicted model, not a curated record. The transcript is spliced from 20 exons.
UUCUAAUGCAUGUUGCGAUAUGAUAACAAUUCAGAAGCACAUGGCAUUAUUCAAUAAUUUGGAUUUUCAACAUUUGAUUCUGAUGUAUGCAUUUGUGUAUAAAAUUAUCAGAUAAUAAGUCUUUAACGGUUGUAAGGACACUAGAAACAAUGUAUAAUUUCACCGAGACAAAAAACCUGGAAUUUCAAGUUUUGUGUUAUAUAAAAGGAAAGCGGUCCUUUCAUGAAUAUCUAUUUUGUUUAUGAUUUCCAUUAAAAUGAUGACUGAAAUUAAUUUUUGGACGAAUUUUUGUUAAUCAACACAAGGACGGACUAUAUUUUUUUCCAUAUUCGUUCUUUUUUUUAUAGGCUUUACGACAAACCGCUUAAACUUUUGAGGCUACGAUCUAGAUACUUUUUAAUAGUCGACUAAUUUAUGAAGGCGCCUGUAAAACAUUCAAAAGGAUGACUUAAACUUAAGCAUUUGGUUCAAUUUUUUUUCUUUUGGUUUUCUUAACUUAAUAUUUAUCAUAUAUAAAACGUGUAAUUCUCUUGUUCUCAAUUCUUGAUUGGUCAAAUUUCAAUUAUUACGCCAAACUGUCUUGCUUUCCUCUGAUUUCGCUAUCGUGAUGUCAAAAGAACAUGUCCAAAGAUGUAUCAUCUAACGCAUACCUAACGCAUUAAAAUCAUUAUUAGACUAACAUAUUACACCAUAGGACUGCAGAAUACUGGACUGGUGAUGCCGUCGGGGCGAAAAGUCCACCAGCAUUUGAAUCAAUCAAGCGGUUGUAAAGUUAAUGAAAGUUAUCAGGCUUAUUAUUUGAUACGCUAGAAGCGUCUGGCCUGCAUUAAAAUCAUCAAUGGCACUCGAACAGUUUAAAUACAAAAUUAAAUAAGAGUUUGAAGAGCAUUGAAAAAAGUAAACAAUCUAAAAAAGGUUAUGCCAAAAAUAUACCCGAUUAAAAGCAACAGUUUUCCUAAUACGAAAUCGCCUUCUGAUCGUUUGUUAUAAACUAUUUUCUGAUAGUGGCUAUCGUUACACCAUAGAUGUAUAAACCCAUGCAUAGGGAACUGUCUUAUUAUCACAUUUCUCAUUAUAUGAUGUUCAUUUACAAAAUUAAUAAGUCUGUGUUUAUUCUGAAUCAUUUUAUUUAGCAUUUUUUGAUAAGCUUAAAUAGUUGACUGGCGUGAUAUAAUAUUGCUCUCAACUUUAUCCUUGGGAAAUAUUUCAGCAUGUUUUAUGGGAACAAUGUAUCGUCGGAUUGAGUUUUAAAAUUUUCAUUGAAUAAUAUGUUAUUUUGUUUCUUUAAAACCAUAAAUAAUUCAUAAGUAAAAAAAAUGUUUGAUGCAAAAAAUGGUCCACUUUAUUAAGUGUAAGGUUCGUGGAAAGCGGUUAUUUUUCUUUAUAUAUGUUGUUUUCUUGUGUCCUUUGUGUAACAAAGAACUAGGAAGUCUAUUAUGUAAUAUACCAUCUUGAAUGUCAUGUAUUUAAAUGUAAUUUAGCCUCGAAUUUCACGUAUGGUUUGUUUGAAACAUGUAUUACAAUAACACAUUACACAUUUAAAUUGACAACCACAUCACCGAUAGCAUCAAAAUAUUAUUUGAAAAAUGGUGAAAAUAAAUCGAGGUCGUUUGUCUAUUUCAGCAAAUAUUGUUUUGACAGCAUCCUUAAUAACCAGGACAUUUACCUUUGGUUUCAUAAUGAUGUCGAUAUUGAUGAAGGUUAACAACGACAUUUUAAACGAAGACGUCAUCAAAAUUAUCGACAUGGAGAUACUAGCUGGGAUGCCAUUAGGAACAACCGUUAAAUCUGUUGUAUUUUCUUUCAUUGGAGUAUUUGUCUUAGAACUGGUUUCUGGUAUUUUUGGAAUAUGGGGAGCUAUUGGAAGGAAAAAACGAAUACUGGCCGUUAACGUCUUAAUGAGUUCCAUUAUGAUAGUUGUCUACUUGAUAAAUAUAGUGAAUAUUUCUAUUAUAUACAAUAAGAAAACUGACCUCAACGACACAUUAUCUAAUUACACAUCAGCGUACCAGGCAACUAUUCCUUAUAACAAACACUACAUAUCAUACACGUACUGGGAAAAAACCUUCCCGAACUUUUUAAAAAAGCUUGGAUGCCAAAAUAGUUAUCCAGAAAUAUAUCACUGCGGGAGUGUGUAUGUCCAGAAGUUAGACACUUACUUAGAGAUAUACAUCGGUAUAAUUGUGACGUGUAUAGUAUGUCAGAUAGUUACAAUAGUUGCAGCUGAAUACACAUUCCGUAAACUUGAAUUUAAAGAAAAGAAACCAAGUAUUUCAGAGAAUAAGUACUAUCUUUUGUUGAGUUUAAAGCAUGGCAUAUUUCGAAUUCUGAUCAUCUUUAUAAAGGAAAAUUGGAACAGGUCAAAAGUAGUUGUUGCGUCGGUCCUACUUAAAGUAGCCUCUCUUACAGCAGGUGUUGGACUUCUUGGACUAGGAUUAACGCUUCUAGGAGACGAAUUUAUAAAUAAUAGCUCCCUCAAACAUAUAUUUUACAAACUACAGUUUCACAACUACUAUUUCUAUGAUAUACUGGUUGGUCUUGCUGCAGCUUCUGUUGUACUUGGGACAGUAACAUCGACGGUAGCUGUUCUUGGCUUAGUUGGUUCCUAGAAAAAAUCACCAAUCGUACUUGUGACGAGCACUGCUCUCUCUCUGGUUUUGCAUGUACCAAGAAUCAUUGCAGUUGCAUUUUGGAUAUUUUUUAUUGCAAAGAUCAAUAGUGGCAUGAAAUUUCAGUUAUGGUUACAACAAUUAGGUUAUUUUAUUGAAGGCUCCGGAAAUGAAAUUACUACGAAGUGGAAUGAUAUGAUCAUGACACUGCAGUGUUGUGGCGUCAAUCAUAACAAUGAAACAUAUACUACAAAUGGAAUAAAAUUUUGUUGUAAAAAUGCUCAUCCCAGAAUACUGGACUCUGCUGGAUAUAAUACAAAUUUCUACUCAUCGUUUGAUUAUUUGGGUGGAUGUGGUGGAUACAAAACAGAGACAUGCGCAGAUGUCAUCUUGUUCAAGACUAAAAUGUUUGUUGGUUGGUUUCUAGCGAUUGUGUUGCUGCAAAUUGUUUUAGAGAUUAUUGGUUUCGUAUUUGUUAGCAAAGAAUAUCUCGUUAUAAUGUUGACAAAAAGCGCUGGAAACCCAACAGGAGCAACAUUGAAUGCAAAGUCUGUAAUAUUCAGAAAGAUGGUUAAAGAAAUAAAAUCAUUUUGUGUUAGUAACUGGAAAAGGUCAAAAAUUUCACUGGUUCACUUUAUUUCUCUUGGAUGUUUGUUUAUAUUCAACAUUGUGGUGCUGUGUCUAGCCAUCAACAUACGAUUUGACAAAGUUUUUGGAAACUCCGAUGUACAAGAACUAUUCUCCAGGAUAAACGUUACCGAUCAAAUAUUUACAAGGUCGAUCAACAUAUUUUCCAUUGUGACUGUCACCUUUUCGUCUGUAUCCAUAGCAGUUGCUAUAUUGUCAAUCUUUGUUAUGGUAUUACCCAAAUGGAAAUCAGUUCUUAGUUUUGUCAGUGCUGGGGUAUUGUGUAUCGUGGCAGUUGCAAAUCUUCUUCAAGAAGGAUUAUGGGUGAUUUUUUUCAAUAAUGUAUCUUCAGAGCUAGAAGAUGAACUUAUGAAACAGUUUAAUAGUACUAAUGGCGGUUAUGAUUACUCUGACAAAUCAGCAACACGUGAUUGGUCAUUAUCACUUUCGUGGAACACACUAUUUGUACAGGCAGAAUGUUGUGGAGUAGGACCUAUGAUAGAAUCGUCAUUUAAAUCUACUUACUGGUAUUUAUAUGACAGAUCAGCAGGUCAACGAAUUCCAGUACAAUGUUGUAUAUCUCAAACCAAUGUCUUCCCUUACUCUACGAGAACAGAUAGCAACUGCUCAACUUCUAUGCUAGACGGCUACUAUCGCUCACAGUCAUGUGAUGUUGCAGUUAAAGAAAGAUUAGAAAUAUACAGCACAAUCUUCAUUGUAUUCAUGGCUAUGAUCAUUUUUGUAGAGAUAUGUUGUGUUGUAACAACUUUAUUGAAUGCAAUACGAUUCAAGAAAGACACAAAGAUGAUGCAAGUGAGUGUUAAAGCGGGUGGAAAGGGAGUUGGAAUCAGAAAAGACAAUGCAACUCAAAAAGUAGGAGAUAACGCUAAGAAAAAAAGAAAUCAAAGAAAUAAAGAGGAUAACCGAGCAAACAGAUCAUCUAAAAACGAACUGCGAUUGUCAGUUAGAACUGUCGAUUUACACAAAAAAGCAAAUACUAUUGUUCAGGAAAACAUCGAAGACAUAAUUGAAUUACAAUCGAUAAAAUCUAUGGAAUUUGAAGACAAAGUUAAUGACAAACCAGAUAAACCUACCGACAAUAUAAGACAAGAAGUUGACGAAUUGGCUAGAAAUGAUAUAACAAUGCCGGACAACUAAAUCAAAUAAAUGACUGAAGUGAUGACAUUUAACAAUAUUGGAAAAAAGAAACGAAUAAGUUAGAUAUCUUGGUUCAUAUGUGUAUUUGACAUGAUGAUGAUAUUAAAAAAAAAUAAUCUGGAA